AUGGUUAAAAGUGCAACUAUGGGGCUAAGAUUGCAAUUGGAGGUCAUACUUGAAAAUUAUGGGUUAGAAUGGCAAUUGGAGGUCAUCAUGUCUAACCAAGGUGAUAGAACGCAAGACGUAGUAGAUAUGUCAUCCAUAGCAAGUUCAUUGGCUAUGAUCAUGAAUCAAAUCUCGGGCAUGCAAACGGGUAUGGAAGAGAUGAGAGGAGAAAUGAAUGGGAAGUUGAAGGCUAAGGAUGAACGGAUGGUGAACCUUCCUACGUUCCAAGGAGGAAGCAACCCCGAAGAAUUCCUUGAAUGGAAAUUGCAAAGUGAGCGCAUCUUCCUCACGAACAAUGUGUCCGAGGCCUUAAAGGCAAAGUAUGCCCUCACUCAAUUUGAGGGAUACGCUUCUACUUGGUGGGAAUCCAAGAAGUUACAAAGAGCUCAACAACACAUCUAUGAUCUCCCAACUUGGAACGACUUGAUUGAGCUCAUGGAGACUAGGUGGCUUCCAUCCACAUACCACCAAGAUGCACUCAAAAGGUUGUACAUGUUGAAGCAAGGGUCGAAAAGUGUGGAAGCGUACUUUGAUGAGUUUGAGGACUUGCGGAUGAAGUCCAAGAUAGAAGAGCAUGAAGAGUACACUAUUAUAAGGUUUGUAGCCAAUUUGAAUCGAGACAUCGCUAAACCAAUGAGGCUCAAAACCUAUAAUAGUCUUGAAGAGGCAUUCCAUGAUGCAUCCAAGGUUGAGGCGGAUCUAAAGAAGAGAGGUCCUACAAAGACAAAAGCAAAUCAUCUUCAACUUGGAUCAAAAACAAAGAAAAGUGGAAAACUUCCACUUGGGAUAAGCCCAAGAGCAACACUCAAGCACCUCAAGCCAAAUUCGAUUACAAAGCCAAAGGUGAUGACAAGGCUAAAGGAGUGCCAAGGGAGAGGGCACAUUGCGAGUGAGUGUCCCAACCGGAGGACUAUCACAAUAGUGAGGGAUGGGUAUCAAACCGAUGAUGAACAUGAGGGCGGGGAUGGUCAUGAAGAAGAGGGAGAAAGAAGUGAGUGUGAGGGUGAUUCCGAUGAAGAGGUUGAGAUAAGGUAUGAAGAAGCCUUGAAUCAUGCUAUUGUGGCUAGAAGAGCCAUGGGGGCUCUAGCUAGGGAAGAGAGCGACCAAAGGGAGAAUUUAUUUCAUGCACGAUGCAAAAUUGUGGAUAAGGUGUGCUCUUUAAUCAUUGAUGGUGGAAGUUGUACGAAUGCCGUUAGCCAAUUUUUAGUUGAAAGUAUGAAAUUCCCCACCCGCAAGCACACUAAUCCCUACAAACUCCAAUGGUUUAAUGAAUGUGGCGAAAUGAGGGUCAACAAGCCAGCCAUUAUCAAAUUUAGCAUUGGCAAGUACCAAGAUGAGAUUUUGUGUAAUGUGGUACCCAUGCAAGCUUGCCAUCUAUUGCUUGGAAGACCUUGGCAAUUUGAUGUUGAUGCCCAACAUAGUGGGAGAACUAACGAGUACUCAUUUGUGGUCAAGGGGAAGAAGUACAUUCUUAACCCACUAACCCCUUACCAAGUGAGUGAGGAUUAUCAAGUGAUGAGGGAGCUUCGGGAGAAGUAUCAAAGGGAAGAAAAGGAGAAGGGUGAGAAGGAGACUUUGUUGGUCAUAAAUGGAGAGGGGACAUCUCAAGAUGGUUCCAAGAAAUGCUUGUUGGCCAAACCAAGUAAUUGUUUAAAGGGUUGA
Molecule: messenger RNA, 1701 nt
Organism: Lycium ferocissimum
Lineage: Eukaryota; Viridiplantae; Streptophyta; Magnoliopsida; Solanales; Solanaceae
Exons: 4
Coding region: 1-1701 (566 amino acids)
Source: RefSeq, a predicted model, not a curated record